CCAACCAGUAAAUUGCCGAGAACCUGCGAAGAUGGCUGUCACGACCGUCAAUCGUGCGAAGCUAGCCUCGAAGCGGACGACCGCAGAGCAAGCUAUCGCAGGCAUCGAUGUCAAGGGCAAGGUGGCUGUCGUGACCGGUGGCUCCUCCGGCAUCGGUGUGGAGACUUGCCGCACCCUGGCGCUCCACGGGGCCAAGGUGUAUCUGGGAGCGCGCUCGGCGGAGGCGGGUCAGGCGGUGAUCGACAGCAUCAGGCGCGACGCGGGCGAGGCGGGCUCCGGCCUGCAGCUACAGCUGCUGGUGUUAGACCUGUCCGAGCUGGCCAGUGUGCGGCGGGCGGCGGAGCAGGUUCUCGCGGCGGAGGCGGCUGGGGAGGCUGCGGCGGGCGUGCAGCUGCUCAUCCUGAACGCGGGCGUCAUGGCGUGCCCGCUCAUGCACACCCAGGACGGCUUGGAGUUGCAGACGGGCGUCAACCACGUCGCCCACUUCUACCUCACACAGCUGCUGCUGCCGGCCAUCAAGCCCGGCGCCGACGGCGCGCCGGCGCGAGUGGUGUCGGUGGCCUCCUCCGCGCACCAGUUUGCGCAGGGCAUGCCGAUGGACGAUCUGAACUGGGAGAAGCGGUCGGUGGCCGGCAAGUACGGCCCGUGGCAGUCGUACGGGCAGAGCAAGGCCUGCAACGUGCUGUUCGGCCGGGAGCUGGCCAGGAGGAUGUCUGCUGAGGGCCGGCCGGUGCUGGCCUUCUCGCUGCACCCCGGCAUCAUCAUGACGGCCCUGCAGCGCCACCAGUCGGGCCUGGUCAAGGCGGCCAUCCGCUGGAUGACGGCGCCCUGGCAGAAGACCACGGCGCAGGUGGGUUGUGCAGGUGGCGUCGUGUCAUUAUUGGGGACGUGUUAACAAUGGGCGCGUUGGUGCAGGUGCGGGUGCAGGUAUGGGCACUGCGGACAGACUGCAAAUUCGGUGCACACGAGCCUGUAGGUUGGCUCAAAUGGGGCGUCGCAGGAUGGGCAUGUACAGGAGGUUGUGCUAACGGACGACGUUGAGCGUCGUUUACGCGGGUGGCGCCGUGGCGGGCGAUUCCAUCUUGGUCACGAGGGCGUGCUCAAGGCGUUUUACUUGCUGGCAAAUCCAGCGCAAAAUACACUCCAACUGUUGAACUUUAUCAAAGCUUCGUUCUUUCGCUGGCUU
Chlamydomonas reinhardtii is the source of this 1186-nucleotide messenger RNA. RefSeq lists its product as uncharacterized. The transcript is spliced from 7 exons. The record is from RefSeq and is a predicted model, not a curated record. Lineage: Eukaryota; Viridiplantae; Chlorophyta; Chlorophyceae; Chlamydomonadales; Chlamydomonadaceae. Bases 32 to 895 code for a protein of 287 amino acids.